CACCGCAAAACGUGGCUUGUAGCUGCGGAAGAGGAGGAAGGUAUGCUGAGGGCUCGGAUCCAAAGAGUUCAGGUUCCCCUGGGUGAGGCGCUGCGACCCAGCCAGCUCCCCCCAUCGCGGCUGCCUCAUAUGUGGCAGCUGUCCCAGGCUUGGUGGUGUUGAAGAACUGCUGCUUAAACUCGUGCCUGGUGAUUAAUCUGGAGCAGUGGCUCUAGGAAGAUGUCGUUGUAUAUGUUGUACAAUAAAUGAUUCUCUCUCCACUGAAAUGCAGCCACCUCUGAGGUGGAGGCAGUUAACACACAACAACAUCACACAAGAGUUUAGGACAGGCAGUGAAGAGGAGUAUUGUGUCCAAGUGAAACAUCAGGGGGAGUUCUAGUUCUCUGAACAUGCCCCAGAAGGAUCCCUGCCAGAAACAAGCCUGUGAAAUACAGAAAUGCUUGCAAGUGAACAACUACAUGGAGUCUAAGUGUGAAGCCGUGCUUCAGGAAAUGCGGAAGUGCUGUGCCCAGUAUGCCAAGGGCAGAUCCAUCUGUUGUUCAGGGUUUGAGAAAGAAGAAAGGGAGAGAAAAAAGUUUAAGGCAACAUCAGAAGGAAUUCUCCUACCACCUGAGUAACACCAUGCAGCUCCAGCAGGUGCCAGAGCAUGGAGUAACCUGCAGAGCUCGUGUGUGUUUUUUCAAGCCUUCUUUAGACUUCCAGGAAAGCCAGAUUGCUCCUAGAACACACCAUCUGGCACACCAAAAAGUGUAAUGCAGUACCAACAGAUGGCCUGGUUAACAGACUUUAUUUGCUCUACCAAAAUAUUAUCUACAUUGUCUUUGCAUUGCACCUGUGUCUGUGAAAUAGUCAACUUGAUGUUUUUAGAAUGCUUACCUUACUCUAAUCCAUCCUUGCUCUCAAAAUAGAGAACUGGAACCAAGUUAUACUGGCUACUGGAGUGAGAGGUACAGGAAAUGAGCUCAGAAGAGUGAGUUUUAGCAUGACAAAUGAAACAAGCCCAUCCCAACACAGCAAAGGUAUUGCUGCCAUUAUGCAGUAGUUCCAGACAACAUUUGCCUGUCCACUGGUUCAAACUCAAGAAUGGGAAUCAGGUCUGGGGAUUGUUCCUGGGUCUUGCAUAAAUCAGAAGUGACUACAAGUCACUUUGCCUAAGUGCCUCACUUUCCCACUGGACAGACUUUUGGUUACUUCAUAUUUGAAUUGCCUACACACUGCUAUUUGCAUGACAAAGAUGUUACAGGAAUUUCAGGGAUUGCUACAGGAAUAGGAAUUUUUUUAAAAGCAAUAUUCAUUUGAAAGAUCUGACUGUUGAUAUAAAAUUUAUAAAAUUAUGUAUAAUUGAACACCUUUAAGC
Molecule: messenger RNA, 1357 nt
Organism: Pterocles gutturalis (yellow-throated sandgrouse)
Lineage: Eukaryota; Metazoa; Chordata; Aves; Pterocliformes; Pteroclidae
Gene: CMC4
Product: C-x(9)-C motif containing 4
Exons: 6
Coding region: 390-617 (75 amino acids)
Cellular component (GO): mitochondrial intermembrane space
Source: RefSeq, a predicted model, not a curated record